UUUUCUAGUUCUAGACUCGGAUCAACUCACCCGAGUGAACUCACUGGCGCCACGAACACCCAUUGUCGAUAACGCGAUAAUGGGAACUCUAUCUCUUCUGAAAUGCUACAGACCCUUCUCCUCUAUGGUUCUCCCUCACUCAGCAGCCAUCUUCAGGCGCAACAACUUACCUUCUUUUCGCGCCGUCGCAUCCUCCCCGCCGUUGACGGCGGAGAAGAAUUUCGACGGCGAGAGUUUCCAUUCGAAGCCGGAGGUGUGGCUGCACAACACCAUGAGUAAGAGGAAGGAGCUUUUCAAACCCAAAGUGGAAUCCAAAGUCGGAAUGUAUGUCUGUGGAGUCACCGCUUAUGAUUUCAGUCAUAUUGGUCAUGCUCGUGUUUAUGUCAAUUUCGAUCUUCUUUACAGAUAUUUUAAGCAUUUGGGAUUUGAAGUGUGUUAUGUUCGCAAUUUUACUGAUGUAGAUGACAAGAUAAUUGCUAGAUCAAAGGAGUUAGGAGAAGACCCAAUCAGUUUGAGCAGGCGUUUUUGUGAAGAGUUCUGUCAAGACAUGGAGACUCUUAAUUGUUUGCCUCCUUCUGAGCAACCAAAAGUCUCAGACCACAUGCCCCAAAUCAUUGAUAUGAUUGAGAAGAUUCUUAAUAAUGGGUAUGCCUACAUCAUUGAUGGGGAUGUAUACUUUGAUGUAAAAAAAUUCCCAGAAUAUGGAAAAUUAUCCAGUCGAAAUCUAGAAGAUAAUCGAGCUGGUGAGAGGGUUGCUGUUGACACAAGGAAGAAAAAUCCUGCUGAUUUUGCUCUUUGGAAGUCUGCAAAGCCAGGAGAGCCAUUUUGGGAGACUCCCUGGGGUCCUGGAAGACCUGGGUGGCAUAUUGAAUGUAGUGCUAUGAGUGCAACUUAUCUUGGAUACUCUUUUGACAUCCACGGUGGAGGGAUUGACCUUGUGUUUCCUCACCAUGAAAAUGAAAUUGCUCAGAGUUGUGCUGCUUGUAAGAAAAGUGAUAUAAGCCUAUGGAUGCACAAUGGUUUUGUCACCAUUGACUCUGUGAAGAUGUCUAAAUCCCUGGGAAAUUUUUUCACAAUACGGCAGGUUGUAGAUGUUUACCAUCCUUUGGCUUUGAGAUAUUUUUUGAUGGGCGCCCAUUAUAGAUCUCCUAUUAACUACUCUCAUGUCCAGCUUGAAAGUGCUUCAGACCGUGUUUAUUAUAUAUACGAGACAUUACAUGAAUGUGAAAGGUUCCUCAAUCAGCAAGAUCGGACAGUUAGGAAGGAUAACAUCCCACCAGAUACUUUGAGUAUUAUUAAUAAAUUGCAUGAAGUUUUUUUGACCUCAAUGUCUGAUGAUCUUCACACUCCGGUUGUAUUGGCGGGACUGUCUGACCCAUUAAAAUCAAUUAAUGACUUGCUGCAUACUCGUAAGGGGAAAAAACAACAAUUUCGAAUAGAAUCGCUUGCAGCUUUGGAGAAGAGCAUCGAGGAUGUCCUUACUGUUUUAGGGCUUAAGCCUUCAAGCUAUUCUGAGAUAUUGGAGCAACUUAAGGAAAAAGCUUUAAAGCGCGCAAACAUAACCGAAGAUGAAGUGUUGAAGAAAAUUGAAGGACGGGAUGCUGCUAGAUUGCAAAAGGAGUAUGCAAAAUCAGAUGCAAUAAGGAAGGAUUUGGCUAAUGUUGGCAUUGCUCUUAUGGACAGUCCAAAUGGCACAACUUGGAGGCCUUCCAUUCCUGUUCCACUUCAAGAGUUGCUCUUAGCCAAAUCAGAAUAAGUUACACUUGUUCCAAACCAAAACCAAGGAACUUAAUCCUUAAUACCUUCAAAACGUUAACGUUUUCAUAGAAAUAGCAUUAGCUUAGUGCGGUUGUUUCGGCGACCAAUAUUGAACUAGGAGGAUUUCAAUUUUUGACCCAAUUGGGCUUCUUUAUAUUCAUUAUGACAACCAAUUUGAGUCCGAUUCAGUUUGAUAAGAAGAUGAAACCUUAGCAGAUC
This is a messenger RNA of Lotus japonicus, 1977 nucleotides long. Its product is annotated as cysteine--tRNA ligase, chloroplastic/mitochondrial. Gene Ontology annotation, cellular component: cytoplasm. NCBI's taxonomy places the organism in Eukaryota, Viridiplantae, Streptophyta, Magnoliopsida, Fabales, Fabaceae. The record is from RefSeq and is a predicted model, not a curated record. Gene Ontology annotation, biological process: cysteinyl-tRNA aminoacylation. The transcript has 9 exons. Gene Ontology annotation, molecular function: ATP binding; cysteine-tRNA ligase activity. The coding region runs from base 80 to 1756 and encodes 558 amino acids.